GUAGUUAUUGGGGGUUUAUUCCCUCUUCAUUAUAGCCGUGUGCCCUCUCUUCCCACAUAUAAAGCAAAACCAUCACCUAAUACUUAUAAUUAUUUCAGUGCUCGUGCCCUCCGCUGGAUGCAGACAAUGACAUUUACAAUCAAAGAGAUCAACCAACGAACUGAUCUCCUUCCACAACUUAAGCUUGGCUUCCAUAUCCGUGACAGCUGUGAUGAUAUACCCAUUUCCUUGAGAGCGUCCUUUCUAUUGGUAAACGGACGCCCAGAGCAAGGGCUUGGAACUGAGAGUGUAGAGAAAAGUGAGAGUCAAGAUGAAGCAACUGAUUUAGGAUGUGUUGCUGUAAACAGAACUGUGUCCUCAGUAAUCAUAGGGGAUGCUGGUUCUGGUGUUUCUAUGGCUCUGCUACGAAGUCUGGGUUCUUUCCAUAUUCCACUGGUGAGCUAUUUUGCUUCCUGCAGCUGCCUUGGUAAUCAAAGGGAAUUUCCCACCUUCAUGAGGACAAUGCCUAGUGACACCUUCCAGAUAAAAGCCCUGGCCCAGCUGGUUAGCUAUUUUGGCUGGACUUGGGUAGGAGUCAUCGGUGUGGAAUCUGAUUAUGCUCGCUUUGCCAUCCAGCUUUUCCUUCAGGAAUCAGUGCACUACAGUGUGUGUGCUGCUUACACACAUUUCUACCCUAUGACAUCUUCAAAAGUUAUAAUUAAUUUUUCUGGUGAGGCGGAGAUGCAGGGCAUUCUAAGAGAGAUGCAACGACGAAAUUUGACUGGCUUUCAGUGGGUUGCCAGUGAGGCCUGGGCUACCGCCAAGACACUUUGGGAAAAAUCAGCCAAUCUUCUAAAGGGAACUUUAGGAUUUGCCAUACAGAGAGCAGCUGUGAUUCCAGGGCUGCAACAACAUCUUGUGGGUCUCACACCAUCAAAUAUUCAUAAAUUAGCUUUCUUGGCAGAAUUUUGGGAGGAAACAUUUAACUGUCAACUAAAUGGGUCUGUGAACACCCAUUACCAUGGGUUGGGAAGCUAUCAAGGCAGAGUACAAUGCGAAGGGACUGAAGUUUUAAAUGAUGUUUACUCUCCUUAUUCUGAUGUGACGCAGCUACGAGUUUCUUAUAACGUCUACAAAGCUGUAUAUCUUGUAGCUUAUGCGUUGCAAGAUAUGUGUAAUUGUAAAGCUGGAGAGGGGCCAUUCCUUAAAAAGAGUUGUGCAGAUCCAAAGAAUUUUAAGCCCUGGCAGCUUCUCCACUACAUGAAGCUUGCUAAUUUUUCUGCACUAGGAGAGGAAGUCAACUUUGAUCAAAAUGGUGAUCCAAUUGCUUAUUAUGAUCUUAUUAACUGGCAGAGGGGGCCUGAUGGGUCUCUAAAUUUGGUAAAAGUAGGUUUCUAUGAUGCCUCGCUUCCUGCUGGACUCAGCUUGGUUAUAAAUGACUCAGUGAUCAUGUGGCCACUUGGAAAGCAGGCUAUCCGCUCUGUGUGCAGCAACAGGUGUCCUCCAGGUUCUCGUGUUGCCAGGAGAAAGGGGGAACCUAUCUGCUGUUAUGACUGUGUCCCCUGUGCUGAAGCAGAGUUUAGUAAUACAACUGAUUCUUUAGAUUGCUCACGUUGUUCUGAGGACACAUGGCCCAAUAAAGCCAGAGAUCUCUGCAUCCCUAAAACAAUGGAGUAUCUCUCUUAUCAUGAGUUCAUGGGUAUUCUCCUGUGUGUUGCCUCAGUUCUAGGAGCUUAUAUUUCCGUUGUAAUCAUUGCCAUAUUCUACACAUAUAAGGACACAGCUCUAGUUCGAGCAAACAACAUGGAAUUGAGCUUCCUGCUUUUGGUGUUUCUUACCAUCUGUUUCCUUGUUGGUCUGCUGUUCCUUGGUAAGCCUUCAGACUGGCUCUGUCAGAUCAGAUAUCCAGCAUUUGGAAUCAGUUUUGCACUCUGCCUUUCAUGCCUCCUGGCCAAGACAGUAGUGGUUCUAAUGGCUUUUAGGUCUAGAUUACCAGGAAGCCAUUUGAUGAAAUGGUUUGGAACCAAACAGCAGAGAGCCAGUGUUAUUUUGGGAACCACCGUCCAGGUUCUAGUCUGUCUUAUUUGGCUGCUUACCAGUCCACCUCAUGCCUAUUACAAUACAGAUUACCACAGCUCUACAAUUAUCAUUGAAUGUGUGACUGGUUCAGACAUUGGCUUUUGGCUCGUUCUUGGAUACAUCGGAAUCCUGGCUUGCAUGUGCCUCGUGACAGCCUUUUUGGCACGAAAGCUGCCAGAUAAUUUCAACGAGGCCAAGUUCAUCACCUUCAGCAUACUAAUUUUCUUUGCUGUUUGGGUUACUUUUAUCCCAGUUUAUAUGAGCACUGUUGGAAAAUACACUGUAGCUGUCCAUGUUUUUGCUAUUUUAGCCUCAGCUCUAGGACUUCUAUUUUGCAUUUUUGCCCCAAAGUGCUAUAUAAUUUUGCUGAAACCUGAAAAGAACAGUAAAAAACAAAUGAUGCAAAGGUAA
Girardinichthys multiradiatus is the source of this 2469-nucleotide messenger RNA. Its product is annotated as extracellular calcium-sensing receptor-like. The transcript has 8 exons. Gene Ontology annotation, biological process: G protein-coupled receptor signaling pathway. The record is from RefSeq and is a predicted model, not a curated record. Gene Ontology annotation, cellular component: membrane. The coding region runs from base 118 to 2469 and encodes 783 amino acids. Gene Ontology annotation, molecular function: G protein-coupled receptor activity. Lineage: Eukaryota; Metazoa; Chordata; Actinopteri; Cyprinodontiformes; Goodeidae.